Exaiptasia diaphana is the source of this 806-nucleotide messenger RNA. Its product is annotated as multiple RNA-binding domain-containing protein 1. The record is from RefSeq and is a predicted model, not a curated record. The coding region runs from base 33 to 806 and encodes 257 amino acids. The transcript has 5 exons. Lineage: Eukaryota; Metazoa; Cnidaria; Anthozoa; Actiniaria; Aiptasiidae.
UACGAGCAUAUUUCUGUGAAUGCAAGAACCAUAUGACGCACAUYGCCUACCCUACGACAUGGUCAACUACCGCUAUUGUUAUGAACAAACAAGAAAAACAGGACAAAAGGAAACUCAGCAGAAACCAUUCCCGCAACAGAACCAAGUCUGCAAGCAAAACAAGACAUCCACUGACAUCUAGAGAUGUUUACUAUAUGGUGGUAAAGUAUGAACAAGAACGUUUAGUUAAGAAAGCAAUCGAAAACCAAGCAAGGUUUUAUCCCUAUAGAGAAUCAAGAAUGGAGGACGACUUUCAUGAAACRAAAAAAGACACCGCGACAAGUAGGCGUGGCUCCAAGCUGUCAAUCAACAGCAAAGAAAGAGAAGAAAACGAUGCUGGAUACACAGAUGAUUUUGAGGACGAGAGGGACUGUGCAGUGCAGAGUGCUAUGACGUCACACUCAGAACAUCUCAAAGAAGAAGAUGUGGAAAAAACUGAGGAARUYCACGAGAAUGAAGAAGAAACACCUCGUUYACUUGAAGAUGCAACUAAAAACGACAAUGGAGAUAGAUCGAACGAAACACAAAGUGAAGCAGUUGACAAAGAAAAGGAAGAGAGUUCAGAUGGAACCGAAGACGCUAACAACCAAGAUAUUUUGAAAGAAACCGAAGCUGUCCGUGAACAAAAUGAUCAGUCUCCUCAGAUAAUAGACAACUCUUUGAAAGGCGGAAAUGACCAAGAUAAUGAUGAUGAUGGAGCAAUACAGACGAUUUARAGACCGGUCAAAAGACAGGCAGCAAUGGUGGAAAUGAUGACAGCAUCAUAA